Molossus molossus (Pallas's mastiff bat) is the source of this 1476-nucleotide messenger RNA. Its product is annotated as PRAME family member 12-like. The transcript is spliced from 3 exons. NCBI's taxonomy places the organism in Eukaryota, Metazoa, Chordata, Mammalia, Chiroptera, Molossidae. Gene Ontology annotation, biological process: positive regulation of cell population proliferation; negative regulation of cell differentiation; negative regulation of apoptotic process. The record is from RefSeq and is a predicted model, not a curated record. The coding region runs from base 49 to 1476 and encodes 475 amino acids. Gene Ontology annotation, cellular component: cytoplasm.
CCUUGCUCCCUAGCCAUUUCCACAGGAUCCCUUUGGGGCGGACUGAAGAUGAGCACCCAGAACCCGCCCAGGCUCCUGGACCUGGCGGCAAAGAGCCUGCUGCGGGACGGGGGCGUGGCCGUCGCGGGUCUGGAGCACCUCCCGGCGGAGCUCUUCCCGCUGCUGUUCAUGGAGGCCUUCUUUGGGAAGCACACAGAGUCUCUGCAGGCGCUGGUGCAGGCCUGGCCCUUCUCCUACCUCCCUCUGGGGGGCCUCAUGCAGCUACCUCAGGGCCGGACCUUACAAGCCACGUUAGAUGGGCUUGACCUCCUGCUUGCCCAGAAGGUUCGCCCCAGGAGGUGGAAACUGCAGACGCUGGAUUUACGGAACACCGGGCAGAACUUCUGGAACCUGUGGUCUGGAGCUGGGGCCCAGGGGUGCUCACCGACGAGACCGGUGGCUGUGGAGAGUUGCAGGGUGAAGCAGCCCUUGGCUUCCUUGGAGGUGCUCAUAGACCUUUGCAUCAGCGAUAGGAUCCAGGAUCAGUUCUUCACCUCCCUCAUUGGGUGGGCCAAGCAGAGAGAAGGGUCCCUGCACCUGUGCUGCAAGACGCUGAAGAUGUUUGCAGUGACCAUGGAGGAGACUGAGAAUGUCCUGGCUCUGGUGCACUGGGGCUGCGUCCAGGAGGUGGAGGUUCACUGCACCUGGAGCCUGUCCACCCUGGGGAAGUUUGCUCCCUACCUGGGUGAGAUGAGUCACCUGCAGAGGCUCUCGCUCUCCCACAUCUACGUACCGGACUCCGAGGAGGGGGAGGAGCGACACCUGUCUCGGUUCACCUCUCAGAUCCUCAGGCUGAAGCAUCUCCGGAAGCUCUACUUGGAAUCUCCCUACUUCCUUAUGGGCCGCCUGGACCGGCUGCUCAGGUGCCUGCAGACCCCCCUGGAGACGCUCUCUAUAACCGGUUGCCUGUUUUCAGAAUCAGACUUAAUCUAUCUGUCCCAGUGCCCGAACCUCAGUCAGCUCAAGGACCUGGAUCUGAGUGGCGUCAACUUCACCGGUCUGAGCCUUGAGCCCCUCCGGGCUCUGCUAGAGAAAGUUGCAGCCACCCUCCAGGACCUGGACUUGAUUUUCUGUGGUCUCGAGGACUCCCACGUGGAGGCCAUCCUGCCUGUCCUGAGCCGCUGCCACCAGCUCAGGGUCUUGAGCAUCUCUGGGAACCUCCUCUCCAUAGCCACUGUGGAGAAGCUGCUGCACCACACGGCCGGGCUGCACAAUUUAAGCCUUGAGCUGUACCCAGCCCCCCUGGAGACCUACAGCUCCGAGGGGGCUCUGGAGCUGGGGACAUUUGCCCGAAUCCGGGCUGAGCUGAUGGCGUUUCUGAAGAAGCUAGGAAAGCCCAGAACCAUCUGGCUCAGCACCAGCCCCUGUCCUCACUGUGGCAACAAGAAAUUCUAUGAUACAGAGCCCGUUCUGUGUCCCUGUGAAAACCCUGCUUAG